AUGGCUUCAUCUUCUUCAUCUCCUAUCUGGAAGUACGAUGUGUUCUUGAGUUUCCGGGGAGAAGACACCCGCAAGAACAUUGUCAGUCAUUUGCACAAACAACUUGUCGAUAAGGGAGUUGUUACGUUCAAAGAUGAUAAAAAGCUUGAGCUCGGCGACUCCAUCUCCGAAGAAAUCAGCAGAGCCAUUCAAAACUCUACAUAUGCUCUUGUGAUUCUAUCGGAGAACUACGCUUCAUCUAGUUGGUGCUUGGACGAGCUCCGCAUGGUAAUGGAUCUUCACCUAAAGAAUAAGAUUAAAGUUGUCCCCAUUUUCUAUGGAGUUGAUCCUUCUCACGUGAGACAUCAGACUGGGAGUUUCACAUUUGACAAGUACCAAGACUCUAAAAUGCCUAACAAGGUCACAACUUGGAGAGAAGCUCUCACCCAGAUCGCCAGUUUAGCAGGAAAGGAUUUUGAAACUUGUGAAGACGAGGCGUCGAUGAUUGAAGAGAUUGUUAAAGACAUUUCAAAAAAGUUGUUGAUUAUGCAGCCAGUAGAUUUCAGCGACAUCGUAGGGAUGAACGCUCACAUGGAGCGCCUGAGUCCUCUAUUGAGUAUGGACUCUGAGAAUGAGGUUCGUAUGAUAGGAAUCUGGGGAAUGGGAGGCAUCGGCAAAACCACCAUUGCCAAGUGUCUCUUUGACCAGUUUUCACAGGGAUUUCCAGCUCGUUGUUUCCUUGAAAACGUUUCCAAGAUUUAUAGAAAGGGUGGUGUCUCGUCUUUAGCAGAAAAGUUUCUUUCAACUACACUUGGUCUGUCUAAGAAGAAGAUGAAGGGUUCGGGCGUAAAACUUGGACCCCAGGAGAUUAAGGCGAGGUUUGGAUGUCGUAAAGUCUUUGUUGUCCUUGAUAAUGUGGAUGACAUGAGACAAAUGCAUGCUUUUGCUCAAGAGUCGAGCUGGUUUGGGCCAGGCAGUCGAAUAAUCAUAACAACACGAGACAAGGGCUUGCUCAAUACAUACGGAGUAAGAACUGUAUAUGAAGUUAAGUGCAUGGAUAAUGAUGCUGCUCUUCAGUUAUUUAACCAGUUGGCUUUCAAAGGAGCGCUUCCUCCUUCUGAACUUUAUGAAAAACUGUCAAUCCGAGCGUCUUGGCUUGCUCAAGGUCUUCCAGUCGCUAUUGAAGCUUAUGGAUUAUUUUUCCGAAGAAUGACAUCUUUAAAGGAGUGGGACGAUGCAUUAUGUAGAUUUAUAGAAGCUCCUGAUGAAAGUGUUAUGGAGAUCUUGAAAAUUAGCUACGAUGGAUUAGAGGAAACAGAUAAAAAUGUAUUCCUUCAUGUAGCAUGUCUCUUUAAUGGAGAACCUCUCCGGCGUGCCACUACCCUUCUCGAUGAUGGUGUACUACAGGGUUGUCUGGGAUUAAAAAUAUUGGCUGAGAAGUCUCUCAUUGAAAUAACAGCCAGUGGGUAUAUAAAGAUGCAUAAUUUGGUAGACCAAACUGCAAGAGCAAUUGUUAAUCAAGAAUCCAUGCAGAGGCGCCAUGGACGAGGAGUUUUGUGGAAUCCUUAUGAAAUUUAUGAAUUACUGAAACGUAACACGACAAGCGAACCAACCAAUUGCAUGGCACUACAUAUGUGUGACAUGGUUUAUGCAUUGCAUCUGGGAGGGUAUACAGCGUACCACGAUACUCUCAAAUUCCUCAAGAUCUACAAGCACUCGAACCAUAUUAAGUCCAAGCUGCUUUUCAGUGGUGACGAUACAAAUCUACUUUCAUCAAGGCUUAGGUUACUACAUUGGGACGCAUUUCCCUUGACAACCUUCCCUUGCCGAUUCCAGCCGCAAGAUCUUGUUGAAAUCAUUCUACAUCGCAGCAAUCUCACAAGCUUCUGGAAAGAAACCGUGGUAAAAGCUCUUAACAGAUCUAUGCUUAUAACAAUGUAUCUUCUGGUACUUAACAUUCUCGCAAUUUUCCUAUUCUUUGUUGAAUAUGCUCAGGGGAUGCCAAACUUGAGAAGAUUGGACUUGUCAGAUUCUGAAAAUCUGGAACAACUUCCAGAUCUUUCAAUGGCCGUUAAUUUGGAGGAAUUGAUAACUCAAGGCUGCAAGAGGCUGAAGAAAAUUCCAGAGUCCAUCAGCUACCUUACUAGAUUGACGACGCUUGAUGUCUCAUACUGUGAGGAGCUUGCUAGUUAUAUCACUAUAAGGGAAUUGAAUAGGAGCGGCCGUCAAAUUGCUUUGUAUUUCUCGGGUAAAGAAGUGGAAACGAGGUCCAUUGCAAAUCUAUCUAUUGGAGGAAACAUACAUAUUCAGAUGUUUUGGCUUGAUGGCAACGUAGAUCAUCUCAGUUUUACUACUGAGCAACAAGGACCUGAUAAAUUGACAAAGAAAGAGAAGCAACAAGCACCUGGUGAAUUGACAAAGAGGGAGCAGCAACAAGAACCUCGUAAAAAAACAAUAUUAUGUGGUUUUGGAUCGCUUAUGAGGAAAGGACGGAAAGUUAAGGCCACUUCAGAGUUUCUUGAUCAUGAAUGGAUGAUGCAGAGGGAUCAGCUAGCGCCUGAUAACCAACAAGCUCUUGAAUUUUCUACAAGGACACGGCAGGCACUUCAGUUCUUGCCAGAGUUUCAUGGUCAGGAAUCGGUGAAGAAAGCACAGGGAAAAUCUCAACCCACAUCCAAGUUCCAUGGAUUUACUUCAGUAGACAUCAGCAGGUUCAGGUACAGCAGUGAUGGUGCAAGUUUCCUCUGUUUUAGCCUUUCGAUGUUCCCCUGCGUGAAAGAGUUAAUUCUAAUCAACCUAAACAUUAAAGUGAUCCCAGAUGACGUGUGCGGCUUGAAAUUCCUAGAGAAACUGGACUGGAGUGGCAAUGAUUUUGAGACUUUACCAGAAACCAUGAAUCAACUUCCCAGGUUGAAAUAUGCCAGCUUUCGUAACUGUUGCAGACUCAAAGCAUUGCCAGCGCUGGUUCAGUUGGAGACAAUCAAACUCUCUGGCUGUAUAAACCUCCAAUCAUUGUUGGAACUUUCUUAUGCUGAACAAGACUGUGGCAGAUUCCAAUGGCUUGAGCUUUGGGUUGAUGGCUGCAAGAGCAUUCGAUCAAUUUUAGAUCAGCUUAGACAUUUUAUCAAGCUAUCAUAUUUAGAUCUUAGCAGCCAUGAAUUUGAGAAAUUGCCAUCCAGCAUCGAAGUGCUUUCCUCUUUGAGAACUCUCUGCCUUAAUAAGUGCAAGAAACUCAAAUCGAUUGAAGGGCUUCCGUUGUGCCUCAAGUCUCUCUACGCCCAUGGCUGUGAAAUCUUGGAAACUGUUUCCCUUCCUUUGAACCAUUCUGUAAAACACCUUGAUCUUAGUCAUUGUUUCGGUUUAAAACGGGAUGAACAUCUGAUCGCUCAGUUUCUCAACGAGGGAGAAAACGAAGAGGUAUGUUUCCAGCUUAUUCUUCCAUUACUCCACUGCAAACAACCUGAACUUGAUCAUUCUCCAUCUUUUUUUCUUUUCGUUGUUGUCCUCGAAUAGGAGUCACUGGGAUUCGCUUUCUUUCCUGGAACCGAGGUGCCCAGUUACUUUGAUCAUAUAGAUAAAGGAAAGUCCCUAACGAUUGACUUACCCCAAAUUUGGCCGUCCCCGAAAUUGCUGGGUUUUGAUGCAUGUGUCGUGAUUGCUUGCGAGAGGCCCUUUGAUAUACAAUUCUCGCCAUUUUCUUAUGACUGGGAUUGGGGAUAUGAAAGGUACUUUUGUUUAUACCUUAAACCAGAUUUCCAUAGUACUGACCCUAGCACUGAAGAUGAGGAAGAAGUUGUUAAAUCAGAUCACCUGCUUAUCAUCCGCGGGUUAAAAAACUUCAGCAACCAAAUCAACAAGUUAGGCAUCAAAUCCGAUUUGCAAUUCUCAGAGGAGUUGAAGUCUCCAUCCGCAAAGCUACAAUCAUGUGGAAUUCGCUUGAUUUGGGAAGUUGGCCAAGCAGACAAGAGUAUAGAAGGGGAAGAGCUUCCACUGAGCCUUGAGCAUCUCUAUGCACACGGCUCCAAUUCCCUGGAGAAUGAUUCCUUUUCCCCAAAUCACUCGAUCAAGUAUCCAUUGCCCCCGCCUGAAUCAAGAAGAACACAAGAAUCUAAUGAAUAUGAUUUUACAUGACGGACAUAGUCAAGAGGUAAGGUUACCUCUCAAUUGGGUUACCCUAGCUGGAAACUUUUUCCAGAACCUCAUUUCAUGUUUUAGAAGUUGACCACUGCCUUCGUUUUAAGCUUGAUGAUGGUGGGUCAAAAUGGUUUGAAAUUUUCUGCUUUCUUUGAUCCCUCUACGCCAUUGCCAUGAGACGGCAAAUUCUGGAUCUUCUCACCCAGUAAUCCGCCGCAAAUCUGCCUGCCCCGUCACCUGAUGAUUC
Molecule: messenger RNA, 4360 nt
Organism: Arabidopsis thaliana (thale cress)
Lineage: Eukaryota; Viridiplantae; Streptophyta; Magnoliopsida; Brassicales; Brassicaceae
Product: Disease resistance protein (TIR-NBS-LRR class) family
Exons: 3
Coding region: 1-3492 (1163 amino acids)
Biological process (GO): response to stress; defense response; signal transduction
Molecular function (GO): NAD+ nucleosidase activity, cyclic ADP-ribose generating; ADP binding
Source: RefSeq, marked reviewed